Kwoniella shivajii is the source of this 915-nucleotide messenger RNA. RefSeq lists its product as uncharacterized. The record is from RefSeq and is a predicted model, not a curated record. The coding region runs from base 1 to 915 and encodes 304 amino acids. The transcript has a single exon. NCBI's taxonomy places the organism in Eukaryota, Fungi, Basidiomycota, Tremellomycetes, Tremellales, Cryptococcaceae.
AUGGCCGAUCCAAACUCCCUUCCACCAUUACCAAAAGAUCAUCUCGAUCAUCCUGAACAAUGGGCAACAGGAGCUGAACCUGCUACCGGAAAACAAAAAGGUUUUAUUGCAGUUCUGGAGAAUAAGAAUCCCGGUUUGAUACCAGAAGAAGGAUUAGAUAAAGAUGCGUUAGGAAAAAGUGAAGCGAGUGAAAUUAUCGAUUCACUCAUCAAAGGUGAAAAAGUUAAUCAAGAUCACAAUCAAUCAGAUGGAGAAGAUACAAAUGGUGCUUCCGAAAAAGCAGGAAAGAAGGAGACAGAACCAGUCAAUGAAGAGCAGGAGAAACCGGAAGAGAAAGUGGGCGAGAAAAGAAAGGCUAGUUCGACUACUGUCGAAGACGAACCGAUCCUAAGCAAUAAGAAAAACAAUGAGACGAAACAGGAGGGAACAGACGAAACAAGUUCUUCUAAAGAUGACGAGAUGGAUGGUAAAGAUCUCAAAGAUUCGAAACAAACUACUUUAGAUGGUGUAUUCGGUAAAGAUUCAACCUCCAAGAACGACGAAGUAGAGAAGGAGGAAAAAGAAAAUGGGAAUGAAGAUCGGGCAACUAAAAAGCCUCGACUUGACGAUGCAACAUCACCAGUGUCCAAACAGGAUAUCUCAUCCAAGCAAACUCAACCUCCUACAUCUGAACCUCCCACAACCUCUGUCUCAGACGAUGUCGCACCUGCUACAAAGGAAAAUGAUACUAUCCCAGGAUCACCAAGUCAUCUCGAUCACCCUGAAAAUUGGGCCACCGGAGAUGAUCCAGCUACAGAGAAACAGAAAGGUUUUAUCAAAGUCCUGGAGAAACAAAAAGGUACAGGUGGAGAAAAUGUGGAUGGACUGGGAAAAAGUGAAGCUUCAGAAAAGAUCGAAGAGUUGAAGGAUAUGUAA